AUGGCUGACGCCACACCCACGACUGGAGAACACGUCCACGCGAAACCGACUCAAGACUCUCGCCUGGCAACCACAAAAUCCAAUAUCAAAUACCUCUUCGACCCUAAGAAUGCUUCUCAUCAGCCCUCUCAAUUCCGCACACGAGCUUUGCUUCGCAGUCUGCGAUACGUUACCAUCUUCAUCUUCUGGCGUCUGGUCCGUUAUGCCAAGUAUGCAGCUGUAGGAGCCAUUACAGCUGCGUUGGCUACUACUGCUAUCGGGUCAGUGGUCAGUGGUGUGGGCUUUGUUGUCGCGCCUACGGGGAUUGUGGGCGGCGCGACGAUGGGGUUGGUUUGGGCUGUGGCGAAGUUUGGGUGGAGGAGGGUUUGGAGGGAUGGCAAGAAGAGAGGUGAGGCAGAUGGGCAUGGCGACGCGAGGAGGGAUGAGAGGGAGGAUGCGGAGGGUGUGGAUGAUUUGGGUCGUGGGGAGAGGAGGGUUAUGGAGGUUAGGACGCCGGGGGCGAGGGUUGAGCCUUGGUGA
Cercospora beticola is the source of this 519-nucleotide messenger RNA. RefSeq lists its product as uncharacterized. NCBI's taxonomy places the organism in Eukaryota, Fungi, Ascomycota, Dothideomycetes, Mycosphaerellales, Mycosphaerellaceae. The record is from RefSeq and is a predicted model, not a curated record.